Messenger RNA from Pygoscelis adeliae (Adelie penguin), 1836 nucleotides. RefSeq names its product DnaJ (Hsp40) homolog, subfamily C, member 18 (gene DNAJC18). The record is from RefSeq and is a predicted model, not a curated record. Gene Ontology annotation, biological process: cellular response to misfolded protein. Lineage: Eukaryota; Metazoa; Chordata; Aves; Sphenisciformes; Spheniscidae. Gene Ontology annotation, cellular component: endoplasmic reticulum membrane. Bases 1 to 900 code for a protein of 299 amino acids. Gene Ontology annotation, molecular function: Hsp70 protein binding. The transcript has 7 exons.
AUGCUGUCUUCUCCUAACAUGAGCAUCAAUACCCGUCAAUCCCGGAGAAUAAAGAGGUGUCGGAACUACUAUGAGAUUCUGGGGGUGGAGAGGGACGCCAGCGAGGAGGACCUGAAGAAAGCCUACCGCAAACUGGCCCUGAAAUUUCACCCUGACAAGAACCGCGCUCCCGGAGCAACGGAAGCCUUUAAAGCAAUAGGCAAUGCUUUCGCAGUUCUGAGCAACCCUGAAAAACGAUUACGAUAUGAUGAAUUCGGAAGUGACCAAGAGCAUGUCAGCACUGGCCAGGCCAGGCACUAUAAUUACUACACAGAAUUUGAAGCAGACAUUACACCAGAAGAAAUAUUCAAUGUGUUUUUUGGUGGGCACUUUCCUACAGGAAAUAUCCAUAUGUUCUCAAAUGUAGCCAGAGAUGCGCACUAUUAUCCACGGAGGCACCGAAAUGAAAGAGCAUGGACGCAGGAGCAAGAGGAGGAAGAAAACAGGCCACAGAAUUCAUAUUCUGCAUUUAUUCAGUUGAUGCCAGUUUUCAUAAUAAUAAUAGUGUCAGUUAUAACUCAGCUGAUGGCCACAAACCCACCCUACAGCCUAUUCUACAAAUCGUCCAUUGGCCAUGUUAUUGGUAGAGAAACAGAGAACUUGCAGGUGCCUUACUAUGUUGAUAAAAACUUUGAGAAGAAUUAUCAAGGAGCAGAACUUCAAGAGCUAGAGAAAACCGUUGAAAAAGAUUACAUAGACUAUAUUCAGACCAGCUGCUGGAAGGAGAAACAACAAAAGUCCGAUUUGUCGAAUUUGGCCAAGCUAUACAGAGAUGAGCGGUUAAAACAGAAAGCAGAAUCACUGAAACUUGAGCACUGUGAGAAGCUCUCCAGUCUGAUUGGAAUGCACAAAGGGGGCUGACCAGGACACACACGUUCUGUAGUUUUAUUUAUUGCCGUUUGAACUUAUGUUUUUAUUUUCCUUUGUAUAAAAAGGGAAGGAGUCUAUUGUAAAGAGUCUGAACAUUCAAUUCCUUCUGCAUAUAGCGCAGAGGUGGGCCGACACAAGCUGUAGAGCUAGUGUUUGCUGUAAUGUACUGUACACUGUAUUUGGUUCCAAGGACCAGUGGCACUUUGUAAAUUAAUUCCCUGGGAGACGCUGUUAGUUUGGAACCUGUCUUCGCUGGUCGUUUGUCUGCCAUCCAAACAGUAUAUGCUUCCCGGGAGAGCAGACAAAUGUCUUCGCUUUCUGUAUUUGAUAUGGACCUGCAAUUCACUCCAUCAUACGAACAGCGUAGUUCUCAGUAUUAAGCGCGCUAGCCCUCUCAUACUGAUGCCGAGCGGAUGUCCUUGCUUCUGCAGUGGUUUGUAAUGAGACUUUAGAUGGAAGGCGGCGUGUUUCCCGUUCGAGUGUAAUAUGCAGUGCUUAAUUCAGAAGAGCCAAGCACCUGCUUCAGGUGAGCGCUUGAGCAGGCUCCCAGCUCUCCCUGCUGUCAAGGGGACGUAGCCCUGUGCUUGUCGGACUGGAGGGCCGUGCCUGUUCUGUUCCUCGGUGAGACGACGCGCUGAGGUGCCAGCAGCGACAUCGAACAAGAAGAUGAGAGUCUGUGAAUUGCACCAAUUCCAGUGUCUGCCAAACUGUAGAGAAAGGACAACUGUAUUUAUUUUCUCAUACGUUUUCAGUGGCAUAUUUUUAAGCUGGCUGUUUAAGUCUGACUUUUAUCUGCAAACUCAUCUCCAGCUGUUACAGGGGUCCUGCUUUUUCUGGUACAGUUUUGAUGUAGCAUAUUUUUACUCUGUUGGGCAGUUAUGAAUGUUUCACUGUAGAGAUUAGUAUUGCAAAGAAAAAGAUCCACGU